AUGACAGACAAACGUACUAGACUCGAUCCCGAUCGACUCAAUAAACUCAUUUUUCUUCGCAAAAAUCUUCAAUCAUUGAAAAAAUUAGAUGAAAAAAAGAGCGAAGGUCAUAAACGAAAGUCAUUUUAUGAAUGUGAGUCCGGUAAUGACGAUGAAGGUGAACAAAUUACACCUUUGAUAUCGAAGAAACAUCGAAUCGAAGAUCACGAUACUGGAUCAAAUGAAUAG
This is a messenger RNA of Adineta ricciae, 228 nucleotides long. The record is from the annotation of a GenBank genome assembly. NCBI's taxonomy places the organism in Eukaryota, Metazoa, Rotifera, Eurotatoria, Adinetida, Adinetidae.